Diceros bicornis minor is the source of this 3362-nucleotide messenger RNA. RefSeq names its product HID1 domain containing (gene HID1). Lineage: Eukaryota; Metazoa; Chordata; Mammalia; Perissodactyla; Rhinocerotidae. Bases 111 to 2477 code for a protein of 788 amino acids. The record is from RefSeq and is a predicted model, not a curated record. Gene Ontology annotation, cellular component: membrane; Golgi trans cisterna; Golgi medial cisterna. The transcript is spliced from 19 exons.
GGGACCUCGGAGCUGGAGCUGCAGCUGGAGCUGGAGCUGGAGCUGGAGCUGGAGCUGGAUCCCGAGCCCGGGCUGGGGCGGGGGUCGGGGCCGGAGCGGGCUCCAACGAUAUGGGGUCGGCCGACUCCAAGCUGAACUUCCGAAAGGCGGUGAUCCAGCUCACCACCAAGACGCAGCCCGUAGAAGCCACCGAUGACGCCUUUUGGGACCAGUUCUGGGCGGACACGGCCACCUCGGUGCAGGAUGUUUUUGCCCUGGUGCCGGCGGCGGAGAUUCGGGCUGUGCGAGAGGAGUCGCCCUCCAACCUGGCCACUCUGUGCUACAAGGCCGUCGAGAAGCUGGUGCAGGGAGCUGAGAGCGGCUGCCAUUCGGAGAAGGAGAAGCAGAUUGUCCUGAACUGCAGCCGGCUUCUCACUCGCGUGCUGCCCUACAUCUUUGAGGACCCUGACUGGAGGGGCUUCUUCUGGUCCACAGUGCCUGGGGCAGGGCGAGGAGGGCAGGGAGAGGACGAUGAUGAGAAUGCCCGGCCCCUGGCUGAGUCCCUGCUCCUGGCCAUUGCUGACCUGCUCUUCUGCCCCGAUUUCACCGUCCAGAGCCACCGGAGGAGCACUGUGGACUCAGCAGAGGACGUCCACUCCCUGGACAGCUGUGAAUAUAUCUGGGAGGCCGGGGUGGGCUUUGCUCAUUCCCCCCAGCCCAACUACGUCCACGACAUGAACCGGAUGGAGCUGCUGAAGCUGCUGCUGACAUGCUUCUCUGAGGCCAUGUACCUGCCCCCAGCUCCGGACAGUGGCAGCACCAACCCGUGGGUGCAGUUCUUUUGUUCCACAGAGAACAGACACGCCCUGCCCCUCUUCACCUCUCUCCUCAACACCGUGUGUGCCUAUGACCCUGUGGGCUAUGGGAUCCCCUACAACCACCUGCUCUUCUCCGACUACCGGGAACCCCUGGUUGAGGAGGCUGCCCAGGUGCUCAUCGUCACCUUGGACCAUGACAGCGCCACCAGCGCCAGCCCCACCGUGGACGGCACCACCACAGGCACUGCCAUGGACGAUGCUGAUCCUCCAGCCCCCGAGAACCUGUUUGUGAACUACCUGUCUCGCAUCCAUCGCGAGGAGGACUUCCAGUUCAUCCUUAAGGGCAUAGCCCGGCUGCUGUCCAACCCCCUGCUCCAGACCUACCUGCCCAACUCCACCAAGAAGAUCCAGUUCCACCAGGAGCUGCUGGUCCUCUUCUGGAAGCUCUGCGACUUCAACAAGAAAUUCCUCUUCUUUGUGCUGAAGAGCAGCGAUGUGCUGGACAUCCUGGUUCCCAUUCUCUACUUCCUCAACGAUGCCCGAGCUGAUCAGUCUCGGGUGGGCCUGAUGCACAUUGGCGUCUUCAUUCUGCUGCUUCUGAGCGGGGAGCGGAACUUCGGGGUGCGGCUGAACAAGCCCUACUCAGUGCGCGUGCCCAUGGACAUCCCAGUCUUCACCGGUACCCACGCGGACCUGCUCAUUGUGGUAUUCCACAAGAUCAUCACCAGCGGGCACCAGCGGCUGCAGCCCCUCUUCGAUUGUCUGCUCACCAUAGUGGUCAACGUGUCCCCCUACCUCAAGAGCCUGUCCAUGGUGGCCGCCAACAAGCUGUUGCACCUGCUGGAGGCCUUCUCUACCACCUGGUUCCUCUUCUCUGCCGCCCAGAACCACCACCUGGUCUUCUUCCUCCUGGAGGUUUUCAACAACAUCAUCCAGUACCAGUUCGACGGCAACUCCAACCUGGUCUACGCCAUCAUCCGGAAGCGCAGUGUCUUCCACCAGCUGGCCAACCUGCCCACCGACCCGCCUGCCAUCCACAAGGCGCUGCAGCGGCGGCGACGCACACCGGAGCCCUUGUCCCGCACUGGCUCGCAGGAGGGCGCCUCCAUGGAGGGCUCCCGCCCUGCCGCCCCCGCCGAGCCAGGCACCCUCAAGACCAGCCUGGUGGCCACCCCAGGCAUUGACAAGCUGACAGAGAAGUCCCAGGUGUCAGAGGAUGGCACCUUGCGAUCCCUGGAGCCUGCGUCCCAACAGAGCUCAGCAGACGGCAGCCCAGCUGUGGAGGAGCCCAGCCAGGUGUGGCGGGAACAGCGGCGACCAUCCAACUCGUCAGCCAGUGGGCAGUGGAGCCCAACAUCGGAGUGGGUCCUCUCCUGGAAGUCCAAGCUGCCACUGCAGACCAUCAUGAGGCUGCUCCAGGUGCUGGUUCCCCAGGUGGAGAAGAUCUGCAUUGACAAGGGCCUGACAGACGAGUCGGAGAUCCUGAGGUUCCUGCAGCACGGUACCCUGGUGGGGCUGCUGCCCGUGCCCCACCCCAUCCUCAUCCGCAAGUACCAGGCCAACUCGGGCACGGCCAUGUGGUUCCGCACCUACAUGUGGGGCGUCAUCUAUCUGAGGAAUGUGGACCCACCUGUCUGGUACGACACCGAUGUGAAGCUAUUUGAGAUACAGCGAGUAUGAGGAUGGAAGCCUGCAAGGGGCAGGGACCAGGGGAGGGCAGGGGCCCUUGUCCUUCUGAUGCUUCCCCCAACCCACCGUUCUGAGCUUUAAAUGACUACGAUCAGGGCUGGUGGCUGGCAGAGUGGCCGAGUCCUGGGUAGCAGGCCCUGGAGGCCCCUUGUGGCUGGGACAGUGGGGACCAGCUCUGACCCGCCCCCCUGACUAGGCUGGACUCACAGGAGCUUCUCGUCUCCAGGGCUGCAGGCCCCAGCCCGAGCCCCCAUCUCACUCUGCUCCCCCUCAAGACCUGUUUUCUGUGCUGCCCCUCAGUCCCCACCCAGCCCCUGUGCUGCCCACACCCAGAUGCCACAGGUCACUAUGCCCGAAUGGGUUGCCCAAGAGGGAGCCUUGGGCCAUCCCUUGUGGCACCUGGGCAGGGUGAGGGGAGCCCUUCCAACCCUCCCAACCUGAAAUCACCUGGUCAGGCCUGGCUAGCUGCCAGGGCCCGCGGGAGGAAGGGGCGUGGGAGGAAGGAGCGUGGCCAGGCUGCUCGAGGAGGAGGCUGGGGGCUGGCAGACUGCAAAAGCCAGACUAGGGGAGCUCAUGCAUUUUAGGGGUUUGGAGUAGGGUGUUGAGGGUCUCCUGCUAUAUUCUCCCAGGUCAAUGGAUAUAGAUAUAGCUGGCUCCUUCUUAUCCAGUAACGGGGGGGGGAAAGGAAUGAGGAGAGCAAGGGCAGCUGUACAGUCCUCCCUGCCCCCGCCCACUGCCUGGAUGACUGGGGGAAGGGGGGCCAGGAGGCCACCCCUCCGUCCUGCUGGCUCUGGCCUCUGGGUCUCCCUCAACCUACCUGUGUCAGUACAAUCUUUGCUCUGUACAAUCUCUUACACAAUAAAACUCCCCUCUCCA